ACACACACAGUGAUGCAAAUACCUAUUUGAGCCGCUCAGCUAUUUUUCUCUCAAGGGCUGGAGCCAGGAGGAUAGAGGAGGGAACUGGAGGAGCAGAUCUUUUAAGAAAGAAGACAGAUUCUGUUCUGUCAGGUUCCUCUGAGUAUGUGUAAGAGCGAGUCAGAGGAGAGAGAGAGAGAGAGGAGAGAGGAAAAGGCAGAGGGAGAGAGGGGGAGAAGGGAUCUGUUGCAGGCAGGGGAAGGCGUGACCUGAAUGGAGAAUGCCAGCCAAUUCCAGAGACACACAGGGACCUCAGAACAAAGAUAAGGCAUCGCUGACACCACACCGGGGACGAGCUCACAGAGCAGUCAGGCCGGGGGGACCAAGGCCAGGCAGCCAGGAGCACCCGAGGCAGGAAAAUGAGGUGGCUCCUUCUCUAUCAUGCUCUCUGCUGCUUCUUGCUGAAGGCUUCGGCUCACAUUGUGGAGCUUAACAAUAUGUUUGGCCAGAUCCAGUCACCUGGCUAUCCAGACUCCUAUCCGAGUGAUUCAGAGGUGACCUGGAAUAUCACUGUCCCGGAGGGAUUUAGGAUCAAGCUUUACUUCAUGCACUUCAACUUGGAAUCCUCCUACCUUUGUGAAUAUGACUAUGUGAAGGUAGAAACUGAGGAUCAGGUGCUGGCAACCUUCUGUGGCCAGGAGACCACGGACACAGAGCAGACCCCCGGCCAAGAAGUGGUGCUCUCCCCUGGCUCCUUCAUGUCCAUCACUUUCCGGUCAGAUUUCUCCAAUGAGGAGCGAUUCACAGGCUUUGAUGCUCACUACAUGGCUGUGGAUGUGGAUGAGUGCACGGAGCGAGAGGACGAGGAGCUGUCCUGUGACCACUACUGCCAUAACUACAUAGGUGGCUACUACUGCUCCUGCCGUUUCGGCUACAUCCUCCACACAGACAACAGGACUUGCCGAGUGGAGUGCAGUGACAACCUCUUUAUCCAGAGGACCGGCGUGAUCACCAGCCCCGACUUCCCCAACCCCUACCCUAAGAGCUCCGAAUGCUUCUACACAAUCCAGCUGGAGGAGGGCUUCAAGGUCAGCCUGCAGUUUGAGGACAUUUUCGACAUUGAGGACCAUCCUGAGGUGUCCUGCCCCUAUGACUACAUCAAGAUUAAAGCUGGUCCAAAAGUUUGGGGGCCCUUCUGUGGAGAGAAAGCUCCGGAAUCCAUCAAUACCCAGAGCCACAGCGUCCAGAUCCUGUUCCGCAGUGACAACUCGGGGGAGAAUCGAGGCUGGAGGCUCUCAUACAGGGCGACAGGGAACGAGUGUUCAGAUCUACAGCCUCCGGUCCAUGGGAAAAUCGAGCCCUCGCAAGCCAAGUAUUAUUUCAAGGACCAGGUGCUCGUCAGCUGUGACACAGGCUACAAAGUGCUGAAGGAUAAUGUGGAGAUGGACACAUUCCAGAUUGAAUGUCUAAAGGAUGGGACCUGGAGUAACAAGAUCCCCACCUGUAAAAUUGCAGACUGUGGAGCCCCAGCAGAGCUGGAACAUGGGCUGGUCACCUUCUCCACCAGGAACAAACUUACCACAUACAAAUCUGAGAUCAGAUACUCCUGCCAGCAGCCCCACUACAAGAUGCUCCACAACAUCACAGGUAUAUAUACAUGUUCUGAGCAAGGAGUCUGGAUGAAUGAAGUACUGGGGAGAAGCCGGCCCACCUGCCUGCCAGUGUGUGGUCAGCCCUCCCGCUCCCUGCCAAACCUGGUCAAGCGGAUCAUUGGGGGCCGGAAUGCCGAGCCGGGCCUCUUCCCAUGGCAGGCCCUCAUAGUGGUGGAGGAUACCUCGAGGGUGCCAAAUGACAAGUGGUUUGGGAGUGGGGCCCUGCUCUCUGAGUCCUGGAUCCUCACCGCAGCCCAUGUGCUGCGCUCCCAGCGCAGAGAUAACACAGUGACACCGGUCUCCAAGGAGCAUGUUACCGUCUACCUGGGCUUGCAUGACGUGAGGGACAAAUCGGGGGCUGUCAACAGCUCAGCUGCCCGAGUGGUGCUCCACCCAGACUUCAACAUCCAGAACUACAACCACGACAUAGCUCUGGUGCAGCUGCGGGAGCCCGUGCCCCUGGGACCCCAUGUCAUGCCCAUCUGCCUUCCGAGGCCUGAGCCCGAAGGCCCUGCACCCUAUAUGCUGGGCCUGGUAGCCGGCUGGGGCAUCUCCAAUCCUAACGUGACGGUGGAUGAGAUCAUCAGCAGUGGCACGCGGACCUUGUCAGAUGUCCUGCAAUACGUCAAGUUACCUGUGGUGCCGCACGCCGAGUGCAAAACCAGCUAUGAGUCCCGGUCGGGCAACUAUAGCGUCACAGAGAACAUGUUCUGUGCCGGCUACUAUGAGGGCGGCAAGGACACGUGCCUUGGAGACAGUGGCGGGGCCUUUGUCAUUCUUGAUGACUUGAGCCAGCGCUGGGUGGCCCAAGGCCUGGUGUCCUGGGGGGGCCCUGAAGAAUGUGGCAGCAAGCAGGUGUAUGGGGUCUACACAAAGGUCUCCAACUAUGUGGACUGGUUAUGGGAGCAGAUGGGCUCCCCGCAAGGUCUGGGGGAGCUCCAAGUGGAGCGGUGAGCUGACUGACUUCCUCAGGUCCUGCCUGCCUGCCCUGCCCCAGCCUGAGUAAGGCUGCACCACACACUUCCAACGGCACACUCCAUGUUAUUCACGAGACUAAAUGGAAUGGAACACGCUGCUCCCAGCCUCCCGAGACAGCCCCCCGGGACCCUGAGAGGCAACAGUGUGGUAUUGGGAAGAGUCUCUACACAAGAGACCCGUGUCCAUGGCCCUGGGCAAGUCCCUUCCCCUCUCUGGGCCUCACUCUCCCCAGCAAUACAAUGAGGGAGCUAGAUCUGGGGCCAACUCAGCACUCCUCUCCACCCCGUGGCCUUCUUCACUCCUAUUCAUUUAUCAAACCCAUUGCUGCCACUGUUGGUGUAACCGAGCUUGGACCUGGUUGUUAGGAAAUGUUUUCUUACAUUGAGCUGAAUGCUGAGUCCAUGUAUCUUCCCAGCUCUGCCCUCUGAGCACAGACAGGUCUAGUCCCUCUUCUAGGAGAACACCACACAGGUUUCGGGACACAGGGGUGAUACCCCAGAGGCCCCUCUCUCCUAGUGAAAUGCCUUAAGUAGUUUUGUCCCUGAGAUUUCUCUCCCAAAAGCUUCUUGCAGUCUAAGUCUUAUCCUUCAUGUUCCCUAUUAAAGGAAUUUCAAAGGAGAAAGAGAAAGCUAGGAUGGUUUGUGGUGACUGUGGGGGAGAACAAAAGCAGUGGGAGGCUCCCCAACCCCGCUAAAUUCCUACUGGCAACUCAGAACAGUAAUUUGGGCCCAUAUGUCACUCAAUACCAGCUGACAACAUGGAGUGUCCACAUCUGCCACUCCAGACAAGCACAAAGCAAACUUCCAGCCUUGAAAUGUAUUAUCUGAAAAGACUACUUGAGCCACAGCCUCAGGCCUGGAGACUCAGCUGGAUCCCGAGAAAAAGAAAAGGCCCACACUAUGCCCUGCUGUGCUUCUGGGCAGGAAAAUGGAAGAAAGGUGGGCUUAGGACGUUAGCAGUGACCUGAUCCAUCAGACUGAGCAGUGUGUCCACGAUCUGAGCUCUUCAGAGAAUCCACCAUGGAUUCUAGACAUCCAUCCAUGGAUGUUCAGAGAGAUCCACUCUUAUGGUUUCCAGGAACCAGAGUCAAGGGAAGCAGAAACUUGCUAGUGAAAGGAAGUGAGAAGAGAUGAAGAAACAAGGGUCCUGGGUUCUAGCUCUGGCUCUGCCUCUAACUGGCUGUAUAAACUUUGACAAAUCACUUUCCCUCUCUGGACCUCAGUUUCCCAAUCUUUAAAAGGAAGGCAUUAGAUCCCCCUCAGAGUCCUUCCAGCUCCAGCACUCAGUGCUUCCUAUUGUCAACAGCCUUUCCCUGGCCCACACCAGGCUGAUCAUCCUUCUUCUCCCUGGACCUCGCUCUCCUGGGGAUUCUCCAUCAGAGAAAGGCAGCCAGGGAAACCCUGAGAGGGAUUCCAAGAAAACAAGUGGGAACUGUCCCCUUUUCCAGUCAGUUCAUGAAAACACACUCCUAUGUCUAUGAACAGUGCGUGUAAAGGAUGCUAUAUUUUGUAUAUUUUCUAUCACAAGCUUCACUGCUCUGUCAGGGGCCUCUGGCACUCCGUUUCUCCUGUCAGGGGUCUAACAUGGAAAUAAACCCUCUGUGGAUAAUCAACA
Molecule: messenger RNA, 4223 nt
Organism: Ceratotherium simum simum (southern white rhinoceros)
Lineage: Eukaryota; Metazoa; Chordata; Mammalia; Perissodactyla; Rhinocerotidae
Gene: MASP1
Product: MBL associated serine protease 1
Biological process (GO): proteolysis; complement activation, lectin pathway
Cellular component (GO): extracellular region
Molecular function (GO): calcium ion binding; serine-type endopeptidase activity
Source: RefSeq, a predicted model, not a curated record